Messenger RNA from Mytilus trossulus (common blue mussel), 2859 nucleotides. Its product is annotated as hemocyte protein-glutamine gamma-glutamyltransferase-like. Gene Ontology annotation, biological process: peptide cross-linking. Gene Ontology annotation, molecular function: protein-glutamine gamma-glutamyltransferase activity. The coding region runs from base 140 to 2818 and encodes 892 amino acids. The record is from RefSeq and is a predicted model, not a curated record. The transcript has 16 exons. NCBI's taxonomy places the organism in Eukaryota, Metazoa, Mollusca, Bivalvia, Mytilida, Mytilidae.
AACCCAAUAUAUCUGAAGUGUAUCCGUUUAUCCGUGAAGUGAUGCCAGUCUCUACGGAAACCGUAUGUCAACAAAAUAGAACAACUUGCAGUUGAUAGUUGUAAAUUUUUUAGAGGGACAGCUUCAUUUCCAAAUCAAUAUGUAUAAGAGAAGGAUGAAAGACAAGAGGGGAAAGCGCUCCCCACAAAGAAGGAGACGUAAAAAUCACGAAAGAGAUGCUAAAUAUUCAUCAAGUAACUGCAGAGUAGUAUGUUAUGGCCCACCUAAAGAUAAAGUAUGUGGUUGGGAAAGGAACAAAAGGCGGUGUAGACGUGGAUCUGGAUCACGUGGGCGCCACAGAAGCGGCAGUCGUCAUAGGAGUGGAAGUCGUCACAGGAGUGGAAGUCGUAAGAGACAUGGAAGUCGUCACAGAAGUGGAAGUCGUAAGAGACAUGGAAGUCGUGACAGAAGUGGAAGUCGUAAGAGACAUGGAAGUCGUCACAGGAGCGGAUCUCGCCAUAGAAGUGGAAGUCGUCAUCGAAGCGGUAGUCGUCAUAGAAGUGGAAGUCGGGGCCGAAGAAGCAAAAGUCCACCUGAAAAAAUACCAGUAAUAGAUCAAAAACCCGUUGUACAAGAUGAGGAAGAGGAAGUCAACAAACGUUUCCAUGUUCUUGGUAUCGAUUUCAACAUUCCUCUUAACACCAAGGAUCAUCACACAGACAAAUUCGAAUGCACCGAGGAAAGAGUAAGAGAGAGCGAUAGCAAAAAACUUCCAGCUGAGUUGGUUGUCCGUAGGGGUCAGUCCUUCACAUUGACCAUUACUUUUGACAGAGAAUAUGACAAGAAGGAGAACGAUUUAGAGUUCUGUUUCACAACAGGAUCUAGACCGAAACCACCGAAAGGUACAGCUGUUGAAUUCGAUAUGGACGAAAAUGCCAAUGGCACCGGUCAUCAUUCCGAAUGGUAUGCGAAGAUGGUUGAGAAAAAAGGCAACACAAUCAAAGUAGAGAUUAAACCUGCAUGCAACUGUAUAAUUGGGGAAUGGGAAUUCUCUAUUCUAACGUCAUCGCAAAUUCAAGCUGAAGAUGACCCAUUGUUAUUCAAGUAUACAAGUGGCAGCGAUAUCACUAUUUUACUGAACCCAUGGUGUGAACAUGACGACUGCUACCUAGCAACAACCAGUCUGUUAAAUGAGUAUGUUUUAAAUGACACUGGAGCAGUUUUUCAAGGCAACCAUAAACAAAUCAACGCAAAAGUCUGGAACUUUGCGCAGUUUGAAAAUAAGGUUUUGGAGAUAAGUUUGGAUCUUUUACUGGAACAUUUUGGUGGUCAGCCAACUAUUGAUAUGAGUGACCCCAUUAAACUGUCAAGAGCUAUCACAGAAGUUGUAAAUGCAAAUGAUGGUGGCGUUUUGGUUGGAAAUUGGAGCGGAAAAUAUGAGGAUGGAGUUUCACCAACCAUGUGGUCUAGCAGUGAAAGUAUUCUCAACAAGUAUGACGAGACAAAAGAGAGCGUCAAAUACGGACAGUGUUGGGUUUUCUCAGCCAUAACUACAACUGUAUGUCGAGCAUUAGGACUGCCAUGUCGGAGUGUAACAAAUUUUAGUUCGGCCCACGACUCAGAUGGAAGUGUAGCUAUUGAUGAAGAAUAUGAAAAAGAUAAAAAGACUGGAAAACUAAAAAGACUUAAAACUGGAGAUUCAGUAUGGAAUUUCCAUGUAUGGAAUGAGUGUUGGAUGACCCGAAAUGAUCUUGGGAACGGCUAUGAUGGUUGGCAAGUCAUUGAUGCAACACCACAAGAAGUUAGUGGAGGUGUUUACAGAUGUGGACCUGCUCCAGUUACUGCAAUAAAGCGAGGAGAACUUGGCAGAAUGCAGUAUGACCUGCCAUUUGUAUUUGCUGAAGUCAACGCUGAUGUUAUUAAAUGGGUUAAACUUUCAUCAUCGAAAUGGGAAAAACUUGAUGUAGACACAUCUAGAGUUGGUAAAAAUAUAAGUACGAAAGAGCCAGAUGGUAAACCAUACGACAAAAAUCAGUCACUAUUUCCAUGGAAUUGGGGUAAAGAUGAUGGACGUCUUGAUAUUACACAUGAAUACAAAUACAAAGAAGGAACUUUAGAAGAACGGCUAGCAGUGCAAAAUGCUGGUAAAGCAUCUAAGAAAGUACGACAAGUUGACGAAGCUGAACAUAUGGAUGUGGUGAUGGAUAUUGUUGGUAAUGACGGUAUUUUACUCGGAGGCAACUUUGACGUGGAGGUCAAGGUAAAAAACCAAGCUAAAGACCAUAAAGUACGAACCAUCACAGUUCUGGAUAUUGGUGUAGAACCAAAGCUGUACACUGGUGAAACUGGCGACGAAUUUGCUGAAAAGCGGUACAAUGACAUCCGAUUGAAAUAUGAAGAAGAGGAAACAUUCAAGUUCACACUGAAACCAGAUGACUACCUGGACCAUCUCGAAGAACAAUAUAUGAUGAAUAUAACUGCUACCGCUCAAGUCAAAGAGACUGGCAAAGUACAUAUCAAAGAAGAAGAUUACAGACUCAGGAGACCAGAUAUAGAAGUUGAGGCUCCAAAAUCUGGAAAAAGAUACAAACCGUAUGAAAUAAAUGUGUCUCUGAAAAAUCCAUUAUCUAAACCAAUGACGAAAUGUGUUGUUCAUGUGGAAGCUAACGGUAUAGUGAACGUGGAGGAAAAAAUCAGCGACAUUCCUGCAAAUUCAACAUGGAAGCACUCAAUUACAAUAAAGGCCAAAAGAUAUGGAAAAAUAACCAUGAACGUCACUUUGGAUUGUGUGGAGAUCAAAGAUAUAACUGGCUACGCAAAUAUUGAAAUUGAGCCAUAAAGUGGAAAAUUGUAUUUUAAAGUUAGAACAAUUUGUUUAUU